AUGAGUACUCAAUCAAUAUUUAUCAAUGUCCUUUUCCCUUUUCCAACACAAAUACUUGCAUUUGCCUCAUUCUUUCCGGAUCACACAACCAUUUCGCUCAGUGACAAAUACUCAGAUCCAGGAAGCUCAGCCUUCGCUUCAUUCCGAAUCUUCGUGUAUGAAAUUAGCAGUUUGAAACAGAAGACUUUGUUCUUGUCUGGAGCAUCUUAUUGCUGCUUCUAG
Messenger RNA from Lindgomyces ingoldianus, 222 nucleotides. RefSeq lists its product as uncharacterized. The record is from RefSeq and is a predicted model, not a curated record. Lineage: Eukaryota; Fungi; Ascomycota; Dothideomycetes; Pleosporales; Lindgomycetaceae. The coding region runs from base 1 to 222 and encodes 73 amino acids. The transcript has 2 exons.